AUGUUGACGGCAGAGUCGGCGCGAAAGCGGAUGGGUGUCUAUCUGGAGGAUUGGGAUUUGUGUUUCGGAUUGGUGGAGGGAGCAUCGUUUCCUCGCUAUGUUGAUCUGGACACAGGUUUUCCCUCUAUGUGUGGCAGUCUGGUCCCUUCGCCGCUAUGCCCUCAUCCUCCUUCAACUACCUCGACGGUUCCUAGCCCUUCUCCACCCUUAAGUCCUACCCCUACGGUAUUUGCCUCCUUCAAUCUCGCUGAGCCCAUUGAAAGGGCAUCAGGGAGCGUCUCACGGCAUCGAUAUCGUAAAUCUCUAUCCCAUUCCGGGCCCGAUUCGAAUGCCACCCAUACGCCUCCUAGAAGCCUCAAGAGAAAGCCGAAAGCUCUCAACUUGAACAUUAGAUUCUUCCCGCGAACACCACCUUCUCCUCCUCCUACACCAUCUAAUCUUUCCUUAUAUUCUUCCUUUUCGGAUCUCCCAGAAUCACCAGAUCGAUCUGCUGGGGAGCCAGACAGCUUAGCCAAUGGUGGCUGUAUUUUUGGCCCUUUGAUAACACCUGUCUCUGCCACUGCUGUGCAUACACCCAUAUCUGCACCAGAAUCACCCCUUAAUACAGAAACUGGGAUUGAUUUGGGUGAAACGCGUCGAGACUCUAACAACUUCACAUUGCGCGCAAUCAGCAAGCAAAUCCGGCACAUCCCAUCCCGAAUUUUCUAUCAUAAUAAACACCUUUCUGAGACCAUUCAAACCACAUUUUUUAAUUUUCAAAAUAUGGAGGAUAUACCGCCUCCUCUCGUUCGCUCACAUUCUGUGGAUGGUAUCAGAUAUCGCACUCCAUCCCGCGCCCUCUUUGCUGACUUUGAGACCGCUCAUUCUUCCAUCACAUCUCGAUUCAACGGAGAAAAGGAGAAAUCCAUACCAUCAUCUCCAGACACAUGCGAAGCCCCAAAUAUGCCGCAAGAGUCAUCUUCCGUGGUUCAGGGAGUUGAUAAUGAUUGUCACAUCCCUAUCAAUGGAGAUGAAAUUGAGCCAGACGACAUCUCGAGAUCACAGUCUUCAAGAGUGUUUAUUCUCGAGGAACCGAAUGUAAAAACGAUUGCACGCGUCCGCCAUAGUCUUGAUAGGAAUCGAGUUACCAUUGCUCGUCAUGUCUCAAGAAGAUGGUCUUUCAGGACUCCACGCCGUCAUAACAGCCAACGCUCUCCCGUCAAACUAGUCAAACGCCGUUUGGGGUCUCAUAAUGGCCGCUUCCAGUAUCAUUUCCCCUACAAAUUGCGACGCCGCUCUGCCACCCUAUGGCCAGGUAACAAUCCUAGCCCCUACCAAUCAAAAUCGGACGGUAUUUGUGUCCAUAUCGAAAACUCGUCCACGUUAGACCCUAUUUCGCAGAACAUGAUUGAUAUGGCCAGCGAGAAAGAAAGGAUUUGCCGGCUUUUGAAUUUGAGCCAUAACGACAAGCCAACUGUUGAAACCGAACAAGCCUCUGUAGAAAACAAGGAUGUGAAUGCCUGCCGCAUUAAUGAAAAGUUCAUCGUCAAGAAAGAAAAUCAUGAACGUGUUUAUAUCCCUGAAGAAACCGUGGAUUCGCGUGACUCAACCCCUAGUAACCCUGAAGCUGAUGCACAUACUUUGGCACCUCCGAAUCCAUAUCGGCCAGGAAAUGGCACGUCAAGUCCAAACUUUUCUCGUCCAAUUCCACCCGGGAAAUGGUUUUCUCGCCGUUUUUCGCCAUUCAAGCCCAUUGGUCGGGCAAAUCCAACCGCACCGGAGCAGGGAGACAAGAAACAAGCAACUGUACAGGCGCCAGCUCGAGCCCAGUCAGAUAAAGAAGCACAGCGGGAAAACGAGCGUUCGAUUUUACGACUUUUAUCUCGUCAAUCAGAGUCUGUAAAUCGCGAAAUUGAAAGAGGUCUUUUUCAUGAUAGGUCAUUUGGCUCCGAUAGCCGAUUUGAUGACGAAGAAAUUAUCGAUUUGGGCCCAGGGAGCAGCCAAAGCUCAUCUACUCAACACUUUAGUCAACAUACAUCCUCCUCAAUCAAUUUUCCCUCUCCACUAAGAAUCUCAUCAGCUCCAACAUACCACUUAGCAGAGCAAAGAAGCGGAAAUCCUUUCUUUCAUGGUAGUCUUGGAACACAUUCAUUGAAUAGACGAAGUGAAAAUUUGUUUGGGAGAAAGAGAAAUGCACGUGUUGGUAUAAAUAAACAUGCCGAGCCGUUUGAGGGUGAUAACAUUCUAGAGGAAGAUGGGAUAGACCACGACUGGGAAACUGUUGCUGGAAGCCAACAGUUCACAAGUGGUAUCGCAACAGACCUUGGACAUGCUGAUACAGAGGGCAGUCUAGCUGAUUACUCCAGCUGUGGCAGCCUUGUUAGUGCACCAGCCAGACCACCAUUGCGGUCACCCAGAGUUUUCCUUCCCAGCUCUUCUCAUAAAAGUGAUACUGUCGUGACCCCAAACCAUGCAGGACGUUACUCCCACUACUUCCACAAAGACCCGGCUACGGGCCAAUAUGUCCUGCUGCCUAACACAAAUUAUCGACAUUCUGACGGUUCUCGUGUGAACGCUUUUAGUAAACCAGUUCCUGCCCUUAUUGCUUCAACAUCCAGGUGCCCAACACCUUUGCCUAACCAGUAUAAGCACCCGACGCCCCUUAAUGACUUGCAUACGAAUCCUUUUGUUUCUACUCCCCCUCCGCUACAAGAUCAGCUUGGUGAAGGAGAUGGGCGAGGAACAAAUGGCUCUCAGCCUGGCCCUGAUGACCGUAAGUCCAGCUCCCAUGCUAGUAUAGAGAACAAACACGGCUCCCACCGUGGUCAUAAGCAUGUACAACGCGACUUAACUACUCCAGUCGAUAUAAGAACGUCUUUCCAGCACUGGUUUUCUGAGAUUGUUGCAAGGGAUCCAGCCCUGCGAUCUUCCCAAGCUUCCACAGCCCCCCAUGCAUUUGGUCAUAAGCCAGGAAAUAUUGGACUUCAUAGCCCUGUUGAUGACGCAAACUCCAAUGAUAUUGCGGGAGUUUCUACAACAGCCACUGACAACAAUCCCAGCGCAAAUCCUUAUUCUCUGGAAUACCACCCUUGUUUUCGUCCGUGUCCGCCCACGAACCUCCCUCGCGUCGGCGAUCUCCCGAGAGAAAACUCGAAUGCGCCUUCACGUUCACUUUCGACCGACCAUCUUCUCCCCCCACCUCCCGCCGCGAAAUCGCCAAGUUCGCUAUACAAUACCAUUCGAUAUGCGCGCGAUCGCGUUCUAGGCAAUGGGCCCAAACAGAGGCCGUUGGAUAUAUCUAUUUCGCAAACUGAGAGUCAAGAACCCCCACCACGGCCUGCAUCCACGGGCAUCUUAGAGAGACACCUCCAGAGACAUGGCACCAGUCGAUCCAGCACGUUUACCUUGCGCUCAACAAAUCUACGAACGCCAAUGCCGGCGCGCCAUGACAGCACUCGCCAAUCGCAUAAACGCCCUAAGCCAGAUGAUCUUCUCCGCGAGCGUUUGGAGCAAAUGGAUCCGGCUCUCCUUGCGGAUUUCUGCUUACCUAGUCCGAAUUCCCGAAUUCCAAGAUCGACCUGGGAACCACGCCUGUCCCCGACUGGUAGUAACAUCGACGCGACUUUGACUAGACCCGCGACUGUAGUAACUGCUCCUCCGCCGUCGUGCUACGCCAUCGAUGAAGAAAGCGGUCUACCCACGGGCGUGCAAUUCGAUCACGCAGCGUUCCCCGAUACUCCACGUUUGAAUCCCACGCGCAAACGCGCCGUACCCACCAACUUGGUCGAGCAGCGCCGCCUGGGCCGACGAGUCAUUCUGUUCUCCUCACUGCUGGCGCCGAUUGGCUGGAUUCUUCUGGCCGUUAUUGGUUUUGGCGGCGGAGUGGCGAAUAUCCUGAUGCGCUGGAUUUCCGGCGGCGCUGUGGAAGAAUUUCAUGCGAUGGAGCUGCGUCUGGCUCGACGACUGAGCGUGGCGUAUGCGGCAACGGUGCUUCUUGUCGUCGUUGUCGUGUUGAUGGUGUGCUUGGUUGUCUAG
Ophidiomyces ophidiicola is the source of this 4014-nucleotide messenger RNA. RefSeq lists its product as uncharacterized. Lineage: Eukaryota; Fungi; Ascomycota; Eurotiomycetes; Onygenales; Onygenaceae. The coding region runs from base 1 to 4014 and encodes 1337 amino acids. The record is from RefSeq and is a predicted model, not a curated record. The transcript has 4 exons.